GGAUGUGGAGAGUCAAAAAUAUCUACAGCAAAUACUAUCGUUUUAGGGGUUAUCCAGAUUAUGAUUGGCACCUAUCAUGUACUCAUGUGGUAUUUCCUAUUGUUGUUGUACAUGGGACAGAUUAAAGGAGUAUUUGGGACUUAUGAACCUUUAACUUACAAAAUGGGAACUUCCUUAUGGGGAAUUACUUUUGUCUUUUCAGGAGCUGCCACAGUAAAAUCAGCAAAACAUCGGAGUAGAUAUAUGCUUGUCUGUGCUCUGUCCCUGAACAUACUUUGCGUAAUUGUUACGAUCAUUGCCGCCAGCCUGACAAUAGUGGAACUGGCUUAUUUCCGGUCUGUGUCAUAUAGGAAUUAUGGACAAGCAAAGCUGGGGAGGGAAGUGUCCCGUGUCUUGUUGUUCUCCUACCCCCUGGAAUUCGGGAUUGCCCUCACAUAUGCAAUCUGCAGCUGUUCGUAUUUGGGAAGGAGACGACAGGACAGUAUAGAAACUGUUACUGACGUCAUAGAAAGCAGCCUCUGA
Molecule: messenger RNA, 522 nt
Organism: Psammomys obesus (fat sand rat)
Lineage: Eukaryota; Metazoa; Chordata; Mammalia; Rodentia; Muridae
Gene: Ms4a13
Product: membrane spanning 4-domains A13
Exons: 6
Coding region: 61-522 (153 amino acids)
Source: RefSeq, a predicted model, not a curated record